UUUCAAUCCUACCAACAUGACAUCAUCCCAAGUUUUGUUUUGACUAUAAUUUUUUUUAUAGAUUAUUAAAGAUCAGCUAUUCCCUUUAGUUUUAUUUUAUUUUAUAAAAGAUUUAUAAGUGUUUCUAUUAUUAAAUAAUAAUUUAAUGUGAAAAACAAAACUUAACCUACAAAAAAUGUCUUUUAAGAAGUUUAAAACUUCAGUUUUAAAUAAAAAUAAUGUAUCAGUAAGUGACGAUAAUAUAAAAAAGAAAAUUGAUUCGGAAUCUAAUUCAAGUGGAACUAUUAGAUCUAAAAUAAAAAGUGAUCAACAAAAUACUAAAUCAAAGUCAAAAAUAUUGUCGAAAAACUCGUAUGGAAUAGUUAAGAAGAAAAAUGAUUGUAGCAAAAAUAAAGGAAAAAGUUUAGAUAAUAAUAAUGAUGACCAUUCUUAUGUUGAUCAAAAUGUUGUGGUCUCAAAGUUAAAAAUUCCGAGUAAAAUUAAAAAGAAAACGAACAAAAAUUCAAAUAAUAAUAGUAAAGAUGAUAAUGAAGAACUUAAUCAAAAAAUUGAAACAAUAUAUCUUCGUAAGAGAAAAAGAGAUGAUGAUCAUCAUAUUGAUAAAAAUUAUUCCAUAAACGAAGAAAAAAAAAAGGUGAAAAAGAGGAAAAGGGUAAAUUUUUUGAAUAAAACUACUGACGAAGAUGAUGAUUUUAAAAAUCAACAAGAUGAUAUUAAUAAAGAAAAUAAUAAUUUUGAAGAACAGCAUUUGGAAAUUGAAGGCGAAAAUCGUGAGAAACGUGUAGAUAAAAGGACAAAUUUAGAUGAUAAUGAUGAUUCGGAUUCAAACUCAAAUUCAAUUCCAAAAACAAACAUUGAGUUAAAACAGGUAUUACGGGAUUUAAAAGUUAAAUUAAUUCAUGAAGUACCAAAACAACAUUUACUUGAGUCAAAUGCUGGAUCUCAUGCUCCUAGCUCGGAUGUAAUUCGAAAUUUCGAAAAAUAUGUCCCGUUAAAAAAAGGUGUUUACACUAAAGAAGAAGAUAGAAUUAUUAUCAAGAAUUGGAAAAAUUUUUGCAAACUCCACAACUGGGAUUGUAGUAAUUAUCAACCGUUUUUAAAUUGGAGGCAAGAUUGGUUAUUUAUAGUAAAACAUUUUGAACAGAGAAGAAAAUUUGUACAAUUUUUAGCAAAUGGAUUACCAAAUCGAACUUUAUACAGCGUUAAUCAUCGAUUUAGAAAUUUACAUGCCAGUCAUUUACAAAGCAGGUACACAUUUAGGGAAGAUGUAAUAAUAUUGAAUUAUAUGGAGGAAAAUUCAAAUUCUAAUCAAUCGCAUGUGUUUUCCGAUUUAGCAAAAGUAUUAAAUCGUACAAGGGCUUCAGUAUGGCGUAGAUAUCGUAUAUUAAAAAAGAAAGAAUGAAAAAUAUAUUUUUUUUUAACUUCGCGAGAUUUUCUUUGUUUUUAUUUUUAAAUAAAAUCCAAAUAUUAUAAAUAAUUCUAUUUUAUUUAUGUAAAUGAAAAAUAAAUAUAUAUUAUUUGAUAA
Messenger RNA from Leptopilina boulardi, 1525 nucleotides. RefSeq lists its product as uncharacterized. Gene Ontology annotation, molecular function: DNA-binding transcription factor activity, RNA polymerase II-specific; RNA polymerase II cis-regulatory region sequence-specific DNA binding. Bases 176 to 1402 code for a protein of 408 amino acids. NCBI's taxonomy places the organism in Eukaryota, Metazoa, Arthropoda, Insecta, Hymenoptera, Figitidae. The transcript is spliced from 8 exons. Gene Ontology annotation, cellular component: nucleus. Gene Ontology annotation, biological process: regulation of transcription by RNA polymerase II. The record is from RefSeq and is a predicted model, not a curated record.